AGUAAACAUAAAUAUAGGUUGUUUAUUAUUUAACUUAUUUAAAUAUCGUAGCAAUAAGAAAUAAAACAUGCCUUCGUUUAGUGCCUUAACGUUAAUUUUGAUCUUGUGCCUUCAAAUAUACCAAAGCGUUUCCCUUGAAUGUUACGUUUGUCACGAUCAGGAGGAUAAUAAGGGCAAAUGCAUAAAUACAAUUAAAACUUGCGACUACGAGGAGGACGUAUGUUUAUCGGAGAUUAGUUGGGGCAGUACGCCUUAUUGGCAACAGGGCGCCCAAAAGCAAUAUUACAUAUCGAAACGGUGUGCUACGAAAGACAGUUGUGAGAAAUACAGAAGCAGUAAUAUGGCUACAUGUACUCACAUUUGGUACCAGGAUUGGAAAUGUUCGGAGUGCUGUAAGGGAGAUAAAUGCAACUAUUUCAUAAUCUCUGGAGCCACGACAAAUUAUUUGAGGAAUAAUGCAUUAAUAGUGAUGACGGCGCUGCCUUUUUUAAUAUACUUUAAAUAUUUGUAAUUGAAACCCAUAGUAAGUUCAAAUGCCAUGAGACUAUUCCAAAUAAUUUAUAAAUUUGGUACACUUGAUUUUGUAAUACCUAAGCAAAGGUAAAAUUCAUUUGAUUAGUAUUAGAUAUAUAUUUUGCCGUCCAUUUUGAUAUUUUGUGGGUAUUGUUUUACAAAUCUUUUAUAAAAAUAAGAUGAAAUAUUUAAUUGUUACGUUUUGUUAGUUUUUGUACCUAUCGAGAAUCUCAAAUUAUUAAUAUGUAAAUUUUUGUGUUAAUAUUUUAGCUUUAUGUAUUAAUAUGAAUAUUGUAUUCCGUCCAUUUGAAAUUAUUUUUAUGUGAACG
Molecule: messenger RNA, 842 nt
Organism: Phyllotreta striolata
Lineage: Eukaryota; Metazoa; Arthropoda; Insecta; Coleoptera; Chrysomelidae
Source: the annotation of a GenBank genome assembly